Equus caballus (horse) is the source of this 1837-nucleotide messenger RNA. The record is from RefSeq and is a predicted model, not a curated record. Lineage: Eukaryota; Metazoa; Chordata; Mammalia; Perissodactyla; Equidae.
AAGCAGGAGGAGGAAGAGCACACUCUCCACAGUCAGAUGCCUGCAUCUGAAGCUUGCAUCCCAGCUUCACUGCUUGCAAGCUGUGUGACACUAGAAUGAUUUAUCCAACUGCCAAGGUACCUCCUCUGAAAUAUCCCAUGGGCAUCUCUAUGUGGCUUUUCCUGUGCUCUCCUUGGAUGUUACCCGAGCCUCAAGCCUCCUACCACUUUGAGGGGUAGCAUUCUGCACGAGAUUUAUUUGAUCUCUCCAUUAGACUGUGACCUUAUCGAGGUGAUAGCCUGGGUGAUGGAUGGACAUCUGGACACAGAAGCACACCUGAAGCUCUAGAGGGGCCUGAUCCAGCAGGGAGAGGCUCAUUCACUGGCUUUGGCAACGGAAGCCUGUGGUCUCUUUUUGGUGCUGAUAGGAUCAGCUGUGCCUGAAAGCAGCCUGCUGCCCGUUCACAUCCUCACACCCGGCUUCAGACCGCCCAUGGAAGAGCUCCUGACCCGCACUCAGGAAAGAGAGGAGCACAGCCAGGAAGCUGAUCAGAUUCCCAGAUUCAAGGACCAGCAGGGCUCCCUCCCGAGCAAGCAAGGCCAAGUUCAGCAAGAAGCAGACCAGGCCAUGGCCACCAGGCUUCAAGCAGCGGCCUGGGUCCAACGGGGCCAGCUUCGUCACCCUGCUGGGCUCUCUGUGCAGAAGAUCAGCAGGGGUAUAGACCAAAAGGGCAUCCUGGCCAAUCGGGUAGCCGUGGUUACGGGGUCCACUAAUGGGAUUGGCUUCGCCAUCGCCCGGCGUCUGGCCCAGGACGGGGCCCACGUGGUGGUCAGCAGCCGGAAGCAGCAGAACGUGGACCAGGCAGUGGCAGCACUACAGGAGGAGGGGCUGAGUGUGAUGGGCACCGUGUGCCACGUGGGGAAGGCCGAGGACCGGGAGCGGCUGGUGGCCACGGCCCUGCAGCAUUGUGGGGGCAUUGACUUCCUGGUGUGCGUGGCAGGGGUCAACCCCCUGGUGGGGAGCACUCUGGGGACCAGUGAGCAGGUGUGGGACAAGAUCGUGGACGUGAAUCUGAAGUCCCCUGUCCUGCUGCUGAGCCAGCUGCUGCCCCACAUGGAGAAGAGGGGGAGGGGUGCUGUCAUCCUGGUCUCCUCCCUUGCCGCUUAUAUGCCACUUGUGGAGCUGGGUGUCUACAACGUCAGUAAGACGGCCCUGCUGGGCCUUACCAAGACGCUCUCGCUGGAGCUGGCCCCCAAGAACAUCCAGGUGAACUGCCUGGUUCCAGGAAUAAUCAAGACUGACUUUAGCAAACUGUUAUAUGAGAACGAGGCUAUCUGGAAGAAACUCAAGGAGUACCACUGGGUGAAGAGGAUUGGGCAGCCUGAGGACUGUGCAGGACUCGUGUCCUUCCUGUGCUCUCCAGACGCAAGUUAUAUCACUGGCGAGAGCAUCGUGGUGGCUGGCUUCUCCCCUCGGCUCUGACCCUUGGGGGGCCGUGAAGCUGCGGGUCUGGGCUUAGGAGCCUGAGGGUGGGUGGGUGGGCUAGGAGAUCAUUAGGCCUGGGGACAGAGUCUAAAGCUAGACUAGCAAUUUGGGGGCUUGCUCAUGCCAGGCUUGAGGAAGAACCCCCAGUAUUCUUGUGUGCCUGACUGUUGUUGAUUUGGCUGCUGUGAUCCAGCCAACAUGUGGGUUCUCGGUGUGGGGCUGUGGGGCUGAAGAGGUUCAUGGGGCUGGUGCUUUGGAGGAAUUGUAAGGGAAAAGAGUAGAGACUCGAGCCCCUGAACGAUCCUGGCUCCUUCUCUCUGUCAUUUGUUCUUCAAACAUUUUUCUCCUGAAAUAAACGCAGAUUUAUCCUCAA